AUGCAAACUCUUGCUCAAACAAUAAACUGCAGUCAAGACCUGGUGGCCUGCGUUGUUCUCUCCUCAGACUGGAAAAUGGCUUCUCCAAUGUUCAUCAUGAGGCAGAUGUUGGUGAUGACCAUCUUUCUCAUCCUAGCACUGUGCUUGUCUUUUGUUUUUUGGGAAACUAUUACUAAAAGAAAAUCAUUCUCAGAUCCCACAAUACCGAAGCAGUUUUGGACUGACCUGCCUGGCUGUUUGGCUGUCAUCAGUGGAGAUGUACAUGACAAGAAAACUGAAUUAGAAAUGCUUCUUGGAUCCAGGAGAAGGCCAACAAUUUUAUCUGAGGAAUUCUACAUUAAUGCAACAAAGGACUGUCCGUCUUACAUUAAAGAGAGAAGUUUUAUUUCAAAGCCUCUUAGUGAGGAGGAAAAUAAUUUUCCUAUUGCCUACUCCAUGGUCAUCCAUGAGAAGAUUGAGAUGUUUGAGCGACUCCUACGAGCUGUUUAUGCUCCACAGAAUAUCUACUGCAUACAUGUGGACCAAAAAUCCUCUCCAGAAUUUCAGAAGGCUGUUAAGGGAAUUAUUUCUUGCUUUCCCAAUGUUUUCAUAGCUAGUAAACUAGAAAGAGUUGUAUAUGCCUCGUGGUCCAGAGUACAGGCAGAUCUGAACUGCAUGAAAGACCUGCUGAACUCUCAUGUCGACUGGAAGUACCUGCUCAAUACCUGUGGGGCAGACUUCCCCAUCAAAACAAACAGAGAGAUGGUGACGGCACUGAAAGCUCUCAUCGGGAGAAACAGCAUGGAAACUGAAGCCACCAACGACUACAAGAAAACCAGAUGGCAGUAUCAUUACAAUGUUACAGACAAUAUCAUCCAGACAGGUAUCAUGAAGACGCCUCCACCUAUUAGCAGCCCCAUGUUCUCGGGAAAUGCCUACUUUGUGGUCACAAGAGCAUUUGUGGAGCAUGUGAUGCAAAACGAAGACAUUCAGAAUUUCAUGGAGUGGGAGAAGGACACGUACAGCCCUGAUGAGCACAUGUGGGCUACUUUACAGAGGAUGCCCUCUGUUCCUGGGUCACUGCCUGCUAAUGAUAAGUAUGAUGUGUCAGACAUGCAGUCUUUUGCUCGCGUGGUAAAGUGGUCUUAUUUAGAGGGCGAUGUGCGCAAAGGAGCCCCGUACAACCCGUGCACAGGGCAACACAGAAGGGCCGUCUGUGUGUACGGGGCUGGUGACCUACCAUGGCUCCUAGAACAACACCAACUCUUUGCAAACAAGUUUGAUCCUGAAAUUGAUGAUGUUGCAAUCAGGUGUUUGGAGGCAGUUCUGCAUUUUAAAGCUUUAGGCCAUGACCCACUGUCAAAAUAUUUAAAUACUUUGUAAAAGUUGAAAUGCUUUGAAGCUGAAAUAUAUUAACUGCUACUUCAACCCAGGUGAAUAUUUUGGAAACCAAUUUAUUUAUAAUAAUCCCCUGAAAUGUCUCAACAAUAUUGUCAAUAUUUUAAUUUCUUUUACAAUUACUUUGGAGUCUUAAUGGAAGAAAUGUAGCUCAUUGUAAUGAAGUGACUUGCAAUGUGAAAGAUGUACUUGUUUAUACUAAAGUCAGUGCUACUUUAUCACUGUAGCACAAACAAAAAGAAAUAAAAACAUG
This is a messenger RNA of Melanotaenia boesemani (Boeseman's rainbowfish), 1630 nucleotides long. Its product is annotated as beta-1,3-galactosyl-O-glycosyl-glycoprotein beta-1,6-N-acetylglucosaminyltransferase 3-like. Gene Ontology annotation, molecular function: acetylglucosaminyltransferase activity. The record is from RefSeq and is a predicted model, not a curated record. The transcript has a single exon. The coding region runs from base 1 to 1362 and encodes 453 amino acids. Gene Ontology annotation, cellular component: membrane. NCBI's taxonomy places the organism in Eukaryota, Metazoa, Chordata, Actinopteri, Atheriniformes, Melanotaeniidae.